AUGACACUUACAAAAUUAGAUUCGAAAGGUUAUUCGCCAAGAACUAUAAUAAUUGAUAAUUAUGACUCUUAUACCUUUAAUUUAUUACAACUUUUGAACAAUACUGAAAAUGUUAUCGUUAUUAGAAAUGAUCAAUUUUCUUGGACUGAAUUUGAACAAAACAUUCUACCACAUUUUGAUAAUAUUAUAAUAUCUCCAGGACCAGGAAGUCCCGAAAAUUCAUCGGAUUUUGGUAUUUGUUCAAAAAUUCUUAAAUUAAAUAACAUCCCAAUACUUGGUGUAUGUUUAGGACAUCAAGGAAUCGGUUAUGCAUUUGGUGGAAAGAUUAAAAAUGCUGAAAAGAUUAUGCACGGAAGAUCAAGCCUUAUAUAUCACGAUGGUGGAGAUGGCGACAUUUCCUUAUUUUCUGGAAUACCGAAUCCAUUUUGGGCAGUUAGAUAUCAUAGUUUAGUCGUUGAUAAUGAAAAUUUACCUUCAGAAUUAAUUGUAUCAGCUUGGUGUUUUGAUGAAAAUAAUUUACAAAAAGAUCAUUCGUUUAAUCAAUAUUCACCACCACCAUCACCAUCAUCUAGUCAUUCUUUAGAAAAAUCUAGUAAAAUCAUGGGAUUAAAACAUAUAAAAGAACCGAUUUAUGGUGUACAAUUUCAUCCAGAGGCAUGGUUUUCUAUUUGCACAGAAUAUGGUUAUAAAAUAAUAAAGAAUUUUAACGAAAUAACAAAAAAGUAUCAUGGAAAAAAGCAAGGAUUAACAUUUUCAAGACCAAAGCUUCCAUAUAAUAUUUCAGCACUUUCAGUAAUUCCUUCCAAUUUUUUUAUUUUCAAUCCAAUAACAAGGAUUAAUAAUAAUAAACCAAAAUAUUAUCUUGUAAUGAAACAAUUUCACGAGAAUAAAUGGUUAGAUCCAUACCUGGUGUUUAAAGAAAUUCAACAAGAUUCACAAAAUGGAUUUUCAUUUAUGGGUUCAACACCAAAUUUUUCAAAUACGUUUUCAGUGUCAUAUUCCACUUUAGAAAAAGAUUUGAAAAUACAUUGCACAAAUGGAAAAAUUAUUUCAAAAAAAUUAGAAGAAAAUCAAACAUUUUGGGAUUGGAUGUCAAAUGCAACAAGACUAAUUAAUCAAAAUAUUGGCAUCACAAAAAUAUUAAAAAAUAAUGGAUUACUUUAUGAUAUCUUAAAAUUAAAAAAAAAAGAGCAUCUAAUAAUACCAUUUGAUUUCCGCUUAGGAAUGGUUGGUUAUUUUGGCUAUGAAAUGAAAUGUGAAUCUAUGCCUGGUUAUGUAAAGGUUGUUCCUAAUGGUGUUGGCCCAAACAAUAAAUGUCCUGAUUCAGCAUUUAUAUUUUCAACAUAUGCAAUAGUAUUUGAUCACUUAAAAAAAAGAUUAUGGUCAAUUGGAUUAAUUAAAAAUGAUGAUGGCAAUUCAUUGAUAGAUUAUAAUGAGUUGGAAGAAGAUUAUGAAUUAUGCCUUACAACACAAUUUCAUACCAAGUUGCCAAAUAAACUAAAAAAUAUUGAUGAUAUUCUAGAGUUGUAUUACUACAUUAGAUCAAAUAAUCCUGCUCCUUAUUCAGCUUUUAUUUAUUUCAAUAACUUAAGUUUAUCAAUAUUAAGUUCGUCACCUGAAAAGUUCUUAGAAAUAGAUGAUAAGGGAGUUAUAGAGAUGAAGCCAAUAAAAGGUACAGUUGCAAAAGCAAAUAAAUGCUUUUGUGAAAAGAAGAAGACUAAUGAAACAAAGGAUCAAUAUUAUGAUAACAAAUGUGAUAACGAAGAGUGUUGUAAAAUUAAAAGAAAGGAGGAGGAUUUAAGAAGAAUUUAUAUGCUAAAAAGAAAUGUUAAAGAAAGAGCUGAAAAUUUGAUGAUUGUGGAUUUAAUACGUAAUGACCUUUCACAAAUAUGUAUUCCUAAUACAGUCAAAGUACCAUAUUUGAUGAAGGUAGAAUCAUAUAAAAGUGUUCACCAACUUGUGACAACUGUUAAAGGAAAUUUAAAUAGAAAUAUAGAUUAUGUUAAUGUCAUCAAAAAUUGCUUUCCUCCUGGAUCAAUGACUGGUGCUCCUAAAUUACGUAGUGUACAAUUACUUGAAAAAUUAGAAAAUUAUACCCCAAGGGGUGUUUAUUCUGGUUGUUUAGGUUAUAUUUCAUUAAAUGAGCCAAAUAAUCCUAAUAACUGUGGAGGUGGUGCUCAUUUUAGUGUUGUCAUUAGAACAGUUAUUAUUUAUGAUGAAAAAGAUAUAUCAGUUGGUGCUGGUGGUGCCAUCAUAGAUCUUUCAAACCCAGAAACGGAGUGGCAAGAAGUUUUAUUAAAAUCACAAUCCGUUAUCCCAAGGUAA
Messenger RNA from Entrophospora sp. SA101, 2325 nucleotides. NCBI's taxonomy places the organism in Eukaryota, Fungi, Glomeromycota, Glomeromycetes, Entrophosporales, Entrophosporaceae. The record is from the annotation of a GenBank genome assembly.